AUGGCGUGUAGGUGGUGUGGUGCCAGGGAAGAACAAUGCUGUUGUCAGCAUGUUCACCGGGUUAUACCUCCCGAACCUCGUUACGCGACCACCAACAACAAUUUUCGCCCUCAAAACUACUCAAGCUUAUUAAACCAUGAAGCCUAUAUUAACAUUAUCCCCCGCUAUUCUCAAUCAAGGGAUUCAAAUCCCAUUGGAAGUGAAUCCACACACCAACUUCAAGAGCCAGACAUCUCUUAUUCCAGUGGGUACGCACCAUCUACUGAUUCAUUCUGCCCUUCAACUGGACAAACCUGUGAUUCCUCAUCUCUCUCUUCCGAUCCAAGAGCUUUCACCAACAAUGCGCAUUUAAAUGGAUCAAGUGUUGGGUGGGCGAAACAAAUUCAAUUGGGCGAUGAAGGAAUUCAAUUGAGCAUUGCGAAUCCAUGGCAGUCAACUGAGCCGGAAGCAGGGUGGCCAAGUUUGGGGACUCCAGAUGCGCAACGCUCUUUCGAUAUUACAUACCCCUCAACUAAUUUCACUUCGAUGAAAAGCUCGCAGCCAUAUCCACCUGGUGGGUAUGAUUUAUCAGGAUGUGCAAACAACCGGGAGCAAGAUCGAAGUCAGCAGAACAACCUUGUGGCCUCAGGAAAUGAAGAAAUACAUGUCGCAAUGGAAUAUGAGAGCCAUGAGAGCCGAAUAAACCAGCCAGGUACUGUUUUGAGAGGUUCUGAUCCUUCUGGUACAUCGGAGGCUCUUUAUUCUUCCGUCAAUACAGCCCAACCGCAGUAUUCCUCCUCCUAUUCGUACGACCAUUCUCAAAUCCAGGAACCUUUUACCGUAGUCACCACAAAUCAAGAGCCAACAUCGUUGGAUAACCAAGCCGAAUAUUCAUCAUCAAGCGCUAUAAGCGAUUCGUAUCAGCUUCCUUGCAUAUGUCCACAUCCAAAAUGUAGGCGCAAUAACAGCACAAAGACUUUUACAGAGUCUUCUGGCUUUCAAGCACACUGGUAUAGAUCACACGAUAAACGAUUCUCGUGCCCAGACUGCAAAGCAGUAUUCGGGACAGCUGCGGAGGUCAGGCGUCACUCGACGGCUAUACAUGUCGACGGCCCCAAGGAAUUUACUUGCGAGAUCCCACGUUGUGCUGGCCGCUCGCAGGAGUUCAACAGAAAGCAUCGCUUGAAGGAACACAUGGAGAAAUGGCACGGCUAUUACUACUGUUCUGCUAUGGGUUGUUCUCGGGGUCGUGGGCACGGUUUCAAGGAUCAGACAUUACUGAAUGAACACCUAAUCAAAUCCCAUGGCCAUGGCGGAUUUCGGUAA
Botrytis porri is the source of this 1305-nucleotide messenger RNA. RefSeq lists its product as uncharacterized. The transcript has a single exon. NCBI's taxonomy places the organism in Eukaryota, Fungi, Ascomycota, Leotiomycetes, Helotiales, Sclerotiniaceae. The record is from RefSeq and is a predicted model, not a curated record. The coding region runs from base 1 to 1305 and encodes 434 amino acids.